Messenger RNA from Entrophospora sp. SA101, 486 nucleotides. The record is from the annotation of a GenBank genome assembly. NCBI's taxonomy places the organism in Eukaryota, Fungi, Glomeromycota, Glomeromycetes, Entrophosporales, Entrophosporaceae.
AUGCUUGGUAAAGCUAUAAAAGUUAUUCAAAAUCUUGAAUUAGGAUUAUAUGUUGCUACUAUAAGUGGUUUAAACUCUGCAUAUUCUGCUCUUACUGUUAUUAAAGAAUUAAACAUUGAUGGUUGUUCAGUUACUUGGGAAAAAAAGAUAUUUGGAAUAGUUGCAGAUUGCAAUUUAGGAACUGAAAACAUGAGGCAUUGUGGGCCUUUUUUAUCAAGCCACAAAAUAAAUAUGGUUGAGUGUUGUAAGGUUAAAACUUUUAGUUUAACAUCAUCAAAAAAUCAUGGUGGUUAUAUUAGUAAUACUGUUGGUGAAUCAUUUAAAAUCGUACCAUUCCAAAAAAACAAAUUACAAAAACAAGAAAUGAUAGUCAGUUUGAUGGUAAAAAAACAUGAAAUUGCUGAUACACAAAUUAUUGAAUUGAAUGAUGGAAAUGUGAUAAAAAAGAAUAUACCUUUAAAUUUGGCUGUCAUAUUUGAUAGGUAA